CAACACCUGGAUGGAGCCGUCGCCAUGAGGAGAAGCGUGCACUCAGCCUCUCCGGCUGCCCACGUCUCGUCCUCGACUCCUCCCCGUAUGUAGCCUCCGCCUCUCUGCUCACCCAGCAAUCGUCCGCCUUGCCUACCAAUCGCUUCGCUGCGCCCAUCAGUGCGCCUGUACGAUGAGUUGGCAGCCUCAUGCUCAACCACCUAUUGUCUCUUGUCCGUCCGACUGACUUUUGCCGCUAGCUGUGUCCCCAACCAUCACACACGUCUCGUCUCGAAGCCAUACCCCUUCACAUACAACUGCCCGCCAUGGCCCUCCUGUAGACGCCCCGCCCCGUCCCUCCAGUCCGCCCAGGUCGCCUUCGCCCCCGUCCUUGAACCCCCUUGAGCCAACUAUGGGAAGUCGACCUGGCGGAUCGCAAGACCAUAAUCCUAAUAAUGAGAGACCGCCGCCCGGCGCUCAGCGGCCUCAACUUCCCGCCUCCAUGUCUGCUCCUGCCGGCCGCCUUCCCCGUCUCCUCCCCGCAGACACUUCGCAGUACGCAGACGCUUACGUCCCCACUGCUGCUAUUCCCACUUCCUCCACCUCGCUCGCCGAGCUCGCCCACCUGAUCCGCCUGCAGAGCUACCAGGAGCAACGGAAGGCGCACGCUCGCGUCCGGCUGCACCGAUGGCUCGUCUCGAGCGCCUUGUCUGCGCGUUUGGUACACUGCGGAGAGCUGGCCCACCGUACCCUGGUUGACAAUUUCAGGUCGGAUGACAAGAGAAGCUUUGCUACCUUAUACAAUGCCUUUCACGACGUUCGGAACUCAUGCGAUGCUACCAGGCGCUAUGCGCUCCUCGAGCCGGACUUGGACUUUGGGAGGCCCAAAGGCCUCAAGCAUGACAAGAUGCACUCCUUUCCCACCUUCAUCAACGACAUCCCCACCAAGGUCGUUGAUGAUCUCUUGGCUUUUGUUUCCGAGAUUCGCACCAAACCCGAUUUCCUUGCCACUCGCAUUCUGAAUCUGUCCCAGCAAGAACUCGCUUCGUUGACUUCUUUUCGUCAAGCUUUGGAUCCCAUUGAUUCCGUCAUGGCCAUUCAGGCAAGGGGUAAGACGACAGCUGCUGCCCAGAAAUCAAACCAGGCCCAUGGUCCCAGCCCUGUAGAGCGCCUCCUGUCCUUCCAACGUCAUGAUCCUCUUUCCGCGCUUGUCUAUACCAUCUUUGCAAAUUCUUCCGGACCUGAUUCCGCAGAGGACCUCCGCCGGACGGACGUCUUUGCUACCACAUGCGCCAAGCUAAUCAUGGAACAGCCUCCCAAGCAGGGAAUGGAGAAGUUCAUCAAGACUGUUCUUGAUGUAUGGGCCGGAAUGAGAGAAUGGCCGGGAAAGUCGAAUCUGGAGUUGUAUCUGAUGCAGGUGUUGCAGGAUGGCCAGUUUUUGCUUGAAAAGGCCGAAGAGCGUCCUGGUUCACAACCGGUCCCGCGAAGUAACAAGGAUACCAUUGCAUCCGAAGAUUUCUUCGACAAGGCGGUGAAGCGCUUGUUUGAAGUGGUCGAUGAUGAGCCCAGCGCAGGCGGUAUCCCUGAGGGCGUCCUGGAAAUUGGAAACGCCAUUCUUCGCAAGUUGGACGAGUCCAGGAACCUUCGGAAAGGUGCCCAGAACUUCUUUGUAUCGCGUUGGCUGUUUUCGACUUUCCUUCUCAAUGCCAUUAUCCAUCCAGAGACUCACGGGAUUAUGAUUGGGUACCAUAUCAGUGAACAUGCUCGCCAGAAGAUUCUCAAGGAAAUUGCUAUUCGUGCUCAGAAGCAUGUUCUCGACAUGACGUACAAUUGGCGGCAGCAAGUGCCCAUUCUUCCGGAGAUCCGCACGCAUAUUGAGAACAUUCUGGCGAGGUUUAAGCAUACCAAGUCGAAUGCGAAACCCGUCCUGCUACCGGCAAAGGCCAUCACUUCUCCGCGGGAAACCGUAGAAGUGCAGCCCUUCAUCGUUGUGUGUCCGUCCGACCUGAUCACCUUGGUAAACGCGCUAUUCCCAGAACGUCGUCCACCGUCGAGCCAUAUGGACAAGGAAAUGCCCCGUCGAGCAGGACUUGUUUCUUCGGCAUCAUCCAUGUCUGGUGUCUCAAUGCCCUUCCGGACAGCUUCUACGUCCGCCGGCGAUGCAAGUUCUAUUCUCAGCGCCAGCGCCUCCUCAAUGACCAGCGAUACCACAUCCCGAGAACCCCUGCUAGAUCCGGUGCAACCCAUCACACUACCUCUACAGGAGCCCUACUCGGAGAAGAUAGCGCCUACUGAAGCGUACGGAAGAAGCCUGAGAAUGGCUUGCUCAGAGAUGACGCGCAUAUUGGGCGUUGAGGCUACAUCGGGAUCCUGUCACCCAUGCGCCGAACGCUGGGCUGUCCUCUACAUCUCUCCUGAUGGGAAGCAACUGAAGACACGCAUGCGCAAAGAUUCGGACGAUGAAGACGAGCGUGACGAGGAUUCCCCCGAGAGCGAAAGCAGUGACGAUGACGACGGACCUGCUGACAAGCUCGACCUGGAGACUGAUUAUCAUCAGCUGAAGGAAGCAAUUGCCAAGUUGGUCGAGGAAUACGAGAUACCCAAAGAACUCGCCCCAGAGAGCGAGUCCAAGAGCUUCAGCAACCGCACUUCGACUCACAGGCGCGAUGCUCGAGGUGGUCGUAUGGCGAGGCAAAGCAAUGAAGUCUUGGGUUCGAGGAACCCCUACAAUAAUCAGAGCCAGAGCCAAUUGACCUCCCUCAUUGCGAGUCAAAGGAGCAUACCCACUCGUCACCGAUCGCCUCAACACCCCAGGAGCAACAGCAACCCGCAGCCAGCCGACAAGCAGGAGAACAGCUCAGUUCUCGUCACGAUGCUUGAGGCGGCUAUGCAACAAUGUCAAGCGCGGUCCGACUUUGUCAACGCGCAUCUGUACUACAAAACCUUGCAGACUCUGAAAAGGCUGACGUCUCCGUCCCUUACAAAGAAUGGUUACGCCGCGUUGCUGAACUACUUCUCCCGUGGGCCGCGAGACUCUCUGGGCAAAUCCGCGAAUGCAAUCGAAGAAUUUGAGGCAUGGUUCGUGUGGCUGAAGCAGUCGCAGGAACGUCACGAUGCCGCCAUAGAAGACAUGAUUCAGUCUUUCAAAAAUCUACGGGAUAAGAUGUGGUACAUUACCGACGUGCGCAAUUCCGCAAACUACGAGGAAGCGAGGAAUGUUGCCAUCGCGCUCAAGCUUAUGGGCCAACCUCCAAAGAUGCUUGAUGGGAAGCCUGCCCAAGGCCAGCGGGUGAGGAAUUACUCAAAAUCGUCAUCGAAUAACUUCACGAUGAAGACGGAAGCCCAGAUGGUGGACAUCAUGGCAGCACCGCCUGAUUUCGGCGGGCCCAAUAAGCUUUCCGAUGAGCAGUCUGAGAUGACGAUGAAGUGGCUCAAUGACUAUGGCGUCGAGAACUUCUGCAAGGGCGAAGAGAGAAUCCACCGCUUCUGUUUAGAGAUUGACAAGUGCGUUAACAAGCUUGUCGGCGACGGCAUGAUGGAGAGUCCUGUGCUCUGGUCGAGCGAGCUCUAUCGACGGGAUAAGGAGAUCCUCGACAGUGGGCGGCAAAAAGGGGAUCUCUUCCUUACUGGAGUGGGUACUCUCUCGAUCGCCGGCGAUGAAGAAUAUGAGAUACAUGGCCGAUCGGGCUCUCGCGGUCUUGAUUUUGCGCAGCGACCGAGCCAUGGUAGCCUCAGAGCCAUGUCCAACAGGAAUGGUUCUCAACAGAGCGUCGACACGAACCCCUGGGCGCGGUCUGGAGCGGGUGACACGCAUGAUUAUCUCGGAGGGUCCAGCCCAGUAUUGUCGAUUGAUCCAACUGUGACUUUCUGGUCACCAUUCCAGACGCAAGCGCAAUCUCCAACGAGCGCAACCAGCAUCCGGCCCAGAACCGCUUCUUCCUCCAAGGGCACAGUCAUGCUUAAGCAGUCUGCGGCUGUCAAUGAAGACAAACGCAGGUUCUUAUUGGAUCUGAAACAAGCACUCACUGGUCUGCUGCUCAGCGAUCUGGGUACCCUAGUUUUUGGCUCCGGUAGUGAGACCGACGCCUGGUUCUCGGGUGACUUGGGCGAAGAUUGCAUUCAGCGGAGAGAAGAGGAAGACCGUCGCCGCAAGAAGCAGCUGGCGCGGAAGAAGAGCAUGAAGACGAUGCGCAACUCGACCCGGCAUGACCAUCGCAGUGGUCCUCUAGACACUCUCGGUCGCAAUGAGCGGAGUCAGGUCGCACCUCCUGUUGCGACAUUGCAGCAUGCCGCGGCGUCUGAUGCUCACCAAUCCGCAGGAGAGCACUCUUCGACGUCGAGCGAUGCUACCUCGCGCUCGUCAGGGAUGGCAGCGGCGAAGAAGGCGGGUCUGCUCGAGUUCCCUUACAAUGUCGCCUUCCGCCGCCUGCUGAACAGGUUCGCCACGCAUCCGAACCCCUUUUCGAAGCUGCACGCCUUGUAUGAGCUCGAGCUGCUCAUUGUCGCUUCGUUAUCUUCGCGUGCUGGCAAGCAGUACAGUAACCGCCGCGACACGCUGCCUGCUGUUCCGCAAUCACCCACGCUUGGGGCCAUACCUGAGCUUAGCUCACGCGAACCGGCAACGCAGACAGCACGGGCGAAGAACCUGGAAGAGGCCAUUGCAAACUGCGAGGAGCGAAGAUCCCAUACGCUGAGCCAGGAAAGAAUGAACUCCCCGCAGCCUCCCCGUAGUGGCGCCCGCUCUCCCGCCGGACCCCCAAGCACCGACAUGAUUGUCGAUGUCAUCCAGAGCCUCUUCCGCGACGCAGACAUCCGCCCCAAGACGCUGUUCCGAGACCUGCAAUACAUCGCCUCUUUCGUCCCCGCGCAAAUGCUCGACAAGACGGCCCGCGGCAAAGCGUUCUGGGACGUCAGUCUCGCGGCACUGGGGCUCAAGCAGGACGUCUGCCGCAUCAUGGUCGAAAUCGUGGAUGAUAUCGUAGCCCAGCACUCCAACCGCGACCCAGUCUUUCAACGCGCCGCUGGACGCCCUGUUCCUCGCCAGGGUAACGGCACCACUCCCACACCAGAGGACUCCAGCCCACCAGCACCCGCGCCAGGCCCCAACGCCAAGUACACCAUGGAAGACGCCGCGCGGAUGCUGCUCAUCACGGCCAAGGAAGGCGACGCGGUGGCCGAGCGCGAACUCGCCAUCUUCUACCUGACGAGCCCGGAGCUGGUGCAAAGGGCGAUUCUGCCGCUGACGAAGCCUCGCGAGGUGUUCAAGACGGAGCUGCUGAACCGGGAGAGGAGGGCGAACCAGGACCCGGCGAGGAGCGAUCCGAUGACCAUGUGCGUGGCACAGCAUUGGAUGGAGCAGAGCAAAAAGGGGGGCGAUGGGUUGGCGGGCAAGUAUUUGCGGAGUCGGGGGGAGAAUGAUUUGUAGGGAGGAUGGGGAGGAACAUGCGGGAGUUGGUUUUGCUGUAUACCCCUUGUUCGUUUUUUAUUUUUGGCUGGGGUGGAAGGACGUGGAGUGGAGUGUGGGUGGAUUGUUUGCAUAGCGAGGAGUCUGUUUCUUGUCAUGCUUUUUGGUUUCGUUAUCUAUUUUUCUUGUUCGAUCAAGACUUGCGCUUUUCAUGUCUUGCUUUGGAUCGGGAUUUUUGGGAUAUGGGAAUGGAUGGGUAUUUGGGUAUGGAUAGGGAUCGGGAUGGGGAUAUGUGUACACGAAUGACAGACAAACUAUAUACCUACCAGUAUUAUUUGAUGGCGCCUUUCCGCAUGC
Westerdykella ornata is the source of this 5740-nucleotide messenger RNA. RefSeq lists its product as uncharacterized. Bases 392 to 5404 code for a protein of 1670 amino acids. The transcript has 3 exons. The record is from RefSeq and is a predicted model, not a curated record. NCBI's taxonomy places the organism in Eukaryota, Fungi, Ascomycota, Dothideomycetes, Pleosporales, Sporormiaceae.